Melanotaenia boesemani (Boeseman's rainbowfish) is the source of this 2298-nucleotide messenger RNA. RefSeq names its product abhydrolase domain containing 11 (gene abhd11). The transcript has 6 exons. The coding region runs from base 116 to 1039 and encodes 307 amino acids. The record is from RefSeq and is a predicted model, not a curated record. NCBI's taxonomy places the organism in Eukaryota, Metazoa, Chordata, Actinopteri, Atheriniformes, Melanotaeniidae. Gene Ontology annotation, cellular component: mitochondrion.
GGUGUCGACCUCCGGCCGCUUUGAAUGCACCAUCGGUGUCUUUCUGCUGUCAUUGUGACUGCUCUGAAAAGCACAUGUUGUUUUUGGACUGCUCUUUAAAGGGACGUAUGCUGCCAUGAGUGCUUUUUAUCGCAUGGUUCAGAGAGGACUGCUGAGCGGCCGGCCGUCGUGUCGUUUAUUUGCUGGACAGCAGGAUGUGUGCUGGAUGGCUCCCCCAUUCCGAACUGCCAGUUCAUCCAGUCCUGUCAGCUUGACUUACGAUGUCUUCGAUGGAAAGGGAGAGAGCACUCCCCUGGUGUUUCUACAUGGCCUUUUUGGCAGUAAAUCUAACUUCCAUUCAAUAGCCAAGUCCUUAGUGCAGCGCACAGGCCGCAAGGUGUUGACUGUAGAUGCUCGUAACCAUGGCACCAGCCCUCACAACCCUGUGCUGACCUAUGAAGCGAUGAGCAGUGAUUUGAAACACCUCCUCAGCCAGCUGCGCAUCGAGAAGUGUGUCCUCAUUGGCCACAGCAUGGGUGGGAAGACGGCCAUGACAACGGCUCUGAUGCAGCCUAGUUUAGUGGAGAGGUUGGUGGUAGUGGACAUCAGUCCUGCUCAGUCCCCCACACGCACCAACUUCCACUCUUACAUCCGGGCCAUGCAGCAGAUGAAGAUCUCCAGUGACAUCCCUCGUUCCACUGCCAGGCGGAUGGCUGAGGAUCAACUGCGCAGUUUGGUCAAGGAGCACUCGGUGCGUCAGUUCCUGCUGACUAACCUGGUGGAACAGAAUGGACACUAUAGCUGGAGGGUCAACUUGGAGGCCAUUGUAGCACACCUCGAUGAAAUCAUGAGUUUCCCCAGCUUUGACACUAUCUACGAAGGACCAACGCUGUUUUUGGGUGGAGCAAGUUCUGCUUAUAUCAGCUCAGAGGAUUAUCCAGAAAUCCAAAGGCUGUUCCCCUAUGCUGACAUCCAGUAUAUUCCAGAUGCCAGCCACUGGAUACAUGCAGACAAACCCUUAGAUUUCAUCAGCUCCAUCAUCUCUUUCCUCCAGUCUUAGCUGCCUCCAGCCUGCGCCUCAGAACUUUUUAGUGCUCAGCACCUCUGAGCGUCCCUUUGCCGAAAACUGAAGAUGAGAAUUCACCAGCUUCAGCGCAGGCGAGUGGAGUCAUUACUGAUGCUAAUAUUUGCCAACACUGGACCAAGCUCUCCCCUGCAGUACUCAGUGUUUUUUUUUUUAAUUUUGAAUUAGUUAAGUGUGGUGUAGAUUGAAGUUUUUUAUUCUGUUUAGUCUUUAUGCCAGACAGGUAGUGCUAAUAGAUUAGCUAUUUUAUAGAUGUGUUUUUUGUUUAUUUCUUUCUUUAGGUUGAAAAUAGCAGUGAGAUCUCACCACUUUAACAUAGUGGGACUGUAUUUGAAGGUGAUUUACUAAUCCAAAGAAAUUCUCAUUUCACUGUGUUUUUUUUUUUGUUUUGUUUUGUUUUGUUUAUGCAUUUAUGCCCCAUAUAAUGGAAAGGUGGCUCCUGGCUAAAUUCAGUCUGGGACUGCUGGAGUGGACCAGUAGUAAGAUAUUGGUUAUGAUAGCUAAGUAAUUAGAGCACUUUGAAACAAAUACUGUACACCUAUGAAGCUCUUUUUGGAUAUAAGGGAGGUAUGUGUGAAUUAAAACUUGUCAGCUCUCUGCAGAGGCUGAAGUUCACUACUGUAGGUUUGUCGUGGGAAGUUAUUUACAUGUUAAUAGUGGUUUAUUGGAAUUUUUUCUCCUUCAUAUAUCUGCUUUAUGUCAAACACGAACAUAAAGAAUUACAGGUUGGUUGCUUUGUCAAAGCUCCAUGCUGCUGAGACUGCUGGUUACAUUUCUAUGCUAACAAUAAUGUAUAAAAACCUGCCUGAACCUCUCCAAUGCAGUAUUAGCACAAAACUGUUUCCUGAACAUCUCAGGUUACAACUGGACAUGCUAGUUAUUAUACUCUUCUGUUAUUCUUUCGUAUCUCUGGCAACAAGCUGUGGUGAUGUCGUCGUGUCUUUGUACUUGAUCAGUCCUUUCAGUGUUUGAUGAAACAAUGUGUUCUACCAGUUUACUAUCCGUAUCUCACUUAUCUUUACAAAUAAGGCACAAGGCUAUAUGGCUAUAUGGGAACAUUACAAAUAUAUGCUGCAAAGUACUUAUCUGACUGUAAUUGUGUUAAUAUCAUUUCAGUCUCCAUGGGGUUGAAAGUUUGGUCUAUCAGUGAAACUGCCAUCUGUUUUAAUAUGCAGGGUGUUUUUUGUUUGUAUGUAUGUGCCUCUUUUAUCAAGAGCUACUUCUCCAUUCAGUAG